Haemorhous mexicanus (house finch) is the source of this 1799-nucleotide messenger RNA. RefSeq names its product cyclin dependent kinase 15 (gene CDK15). Gene Ontology annotation, cellular component: cytoplasm; nucleus; cytosol. The transcript is spliced from 12 exons. Gene Ontology annotation, molecular function: ATP binding; cyclin-dependent protein serine/threonine kinase activity; cyclin binding. The record is from RefSeq and is a predicted model, not a curated record. The coding region runs from base 65 to 1222 and encodes 385 amino acids. NCBI's taxonomy places the organism in Eukaryota, Metazoa, Chordata, Aves, Passeriformes, Fringillidae. Gene Ontology annotation, biological process: protein phosphorylation.
GACAAGAGGGAUGAGGAGGAGCAAGGAGAAAAAAAGAGAUACAGUUUAAAUUAAACAGGACAACAUGGGAGACAUGCUGUGUGUCAGUGCUGUCAGACCAGGAUGCAGCAGCUGCUGUUCAGAGAGAAGGGGCUCCCAACAAAUCCAAGGCCUUCAGCACAAGGAAGCAGUGACUGCAGCAGAGCAGAGACAAGGCAUCCUGUUUGGAGCUGCCACAUCCUAUGUACAUCUAGAGAAGCUGUGUGAAGGAUCCUGUGCAACUGUGUACAAGGGCAUCAGCAGGAUCAACAGCCAGGUGGUGGCACUGAAAGUGAUCAAGCUGGAGGCAGAGGAGGGAGUGCCCUUUACAGCCAUUCGGGAAGCUUCUCUUCUCAAGUGUUUGAAACAUGCCAACAUUGUACUGCUUCAUGACAUUAUCCAGACCGAGGAGACACUAACAUUUGUCUUUGAGUACAUGCACACAGAUCUAGCACAGUACAUGGGCCAGCAUCCUGGAGGACUCCAUUGGUGCAAUGUUAUGCUCUUCAUGUUCCAGCUUUUGCGUGGCCUGGCUUACAUCCACCAACAACACAUUCUUCACCGAGAUCUGAAACCCCAGAACUUGCUCAUCAGUUGCCUCGGUGAGCUCAAAUUAGCCGACUUUGGCCUUGCUCGUGCCCAGUCCAUCCCCAGACAGACAUACUCCUCUGAAGUUGUGACACUCUGGUACCGUCCUCCUGAUGUGUUGCUUGGAGCUACAGCUUAUUCUUCUGAUAUAGAUAUCUGGAGUGCAGGCUGUAUAUUUGUGGAAAUGAUCCAGGGUCAGCCAAUAUUUGCAGCAACUUCUGGUACUCACGAGCAGCUGGAGAAGAUCUGGGCGGUAUUGGGGAUCCCAACUGAAGACACCUGGCCAGGACUUUCCAAGCUCCCCAACUAUAACCCAGAACUGGUUGCUUCCAGGAGACCUCAGAGACUCCGAGUCAUCUGUGACAGGAUGAGCAGGGUGCCAGCAGCAGAGAAUUUGGCCUCCAGGAUGCUCACAGCCUUCCCUCGAGGCCGAAUCUCUGCACAAGAUGCGCUUCUUCAUAGCUUCUUCAGCCCUCUGCCUCCUCAGCUCUAUCAGGUUCCUGCUGGACAAUCAGUGCUCACAGUUCCGGGGGUGAGACUGCAACCUGAGAUCUGUGACCUGUUUGCUUCUUACGGGAAAGGCCGUGUCUCAGGAGGUUUGAGCAAGUUUUGGUAGAAAUCAUGAAAGAUUGAAUAAUUGUUGGUAAGCAUGUAGUUGCCAUUGUCAAAGCCUCUGCCAUCACCCUUAGGACAUUAAUUCCUUCAUGUAUUGAAGGUGGGAAAACAGAUUUGAUACUCAGGGCUGGAUGAUCACAUCCAGGGUGAGAACAAAGUGGGACAUCUCAUAUUCAGAGAGAAGAGAUCAGCGAGCCAGCGGCCCCCAGUGAACAAUGUUCAGUGCUAUCAUGGGAGGUUUGGAUUUGUUUUGUCAUAUUGCUGAGUCUCUGACCAAUGCCCUUUCCUCCACUGCCUCCCCAGUCAAAGUAUUGCUUCAUUUCCCCAUUGCUUAAACUGACCAAAUUGCUUUGUUCUCCCUUGUCCUUGCCUACUGAGUUCACAUUUCAAACUUUACUUGUUUUGAUUUCACAGACAUUGGAACCUGAGCACAGCUAGGCAAAAUCUCCUUAUCUUGUAAUAUCUUUGGUUUUAAUUAAUCACUAUUUUAAUGUCAGGUUUCACAGCGAUGCUUCAGCAUCAAUAUUUUUCAUCUUUUUGUUACAGAAGACCAAAAGGUCGCUUAAAAUCACUGUUAU